Messenger RNA from Cicer arietinum (chickpea), 1177 nucleotides. Its product is annotated as THO complex subunit 4C-like. The record is from RefSeq and is a predicted model, not a curated record. Gene Ontology annotation, molecular function: mRNA binding. Gene Ontology annotation, biological process: mRNA export from nucleus. NCBI's taxonomy places the organism in Eukaryota, Viridiplantae, Streptophyta, Magnoliopsida, Fabales, Fabaceae. Gene Ontology annotation, cellular component: nucleus.
UUUUUUUGCCAAACCAUCGUCGUUGUCGCCGCUACCCAUAAGGGCUACCUUCCAUUGGGUAUUGUGUGUCAUUAGCUUUAGCUCAGUUGGUUGGAGCGCCAAACCCUAAUAGUGGAAGAUUGACUAGUCCUGGUAACGGUGGAAGAACAAUUGGUGCUGUUCGCAGAGGUCCACUUAUGGUCAACACUCGCCCAUCAUCUUCUGCUAUUGCCAAGUCUAAUCGCAGAACCAAGCCUUUCCUGAUGCAUAAUGAUUUGUUUGAGGAUAGCCUUAGAGCUGCAGGAAUUCAAGGAGUAGAAGCCGACACAAAGUUGUAUGUUUCAAACUUGGAUCGUGGAGUAACCAAUGAAGAUAUAAGGGAACUUUUCUCUAAGCUUGGAGACUUGAAGCACUAUGCUGUUCAAUUUGACAUUGAGCAAUCUUCUCAUAAUGCAAUUGAUAAGUUAAAUGGUUCUGGUCAGUCUAAUGGUUAUGGUUCUUUUCAAUUUAAUAAUGUUUAUGUGAAAAAACCUAUCUGAAUGGAUGAGUUGAGAAAGGUAUUUGGAGAAUAUGGCACCAUUACUAGUGUUGUUUUGAUGAGAGAUGCAGAUGGUAGGUCAAAGUGUUUUGGUUUUGUCAAUUUCGAAAAUCCAAACAAUGCUGCUAAUGUUGUGGAGGUAUUGAAUGGGUGUCCUGAUUUUGAUUCUAGGAAUAGUGGGUGUCUUGAUUCUGGGAAUAGUGGUCCCGCAGAUUGUGGUUUCCUUGGGAAGUAGACUGUGGGAUCAGAUUUUUGGUAGAGGGAACUCUCUCCAGCCUUUGUUGUGACAGUUGUUGCAGCCCUUAUGAGUGGGCUCUUAGCUGACAGAUUUGGAAGAUUUGCAAUUCAAUUGAUGGGAUUCUUCUUGGUGCACGGUUAUUCUCUCUUCGAUGGUUCCAGAUCUACCCUUACUCUCCAAUUUUGAUCAACGAAAAUAUGUGUCAUUGUUCAAACAGUUGUUAUCUCUCCUGUUUUGGACGCAUUUUUUUAUUUCGUUGAUCGAUCACGACUUUGUUUCGUAAUAGUCGCGUUGCUUCUUCUUCGGUGUUUGUCAUGCAAUUUAGUUAUUAUUAAUAGAUUAUAAUAGUGGUUUAUAUUUCUGCCGACGAUCAUUCUGGUGGUGUCCCUUUUUCCACAUAUGAAUUAUAUUAGUGAUGACUU